Messenger RNA from Prunus mume (Japanese apricot), 1197 nucleotides. Lineage: Eukaryota; Viridiplantae; Streptophyta; Magnoliopsida; Rosales; Rosaceae. The record is from RefSeq and is a predicted model, not a curated record.
GCGGCCCAACGUUACCUUCUUCCCCCAACACAACAAUAAUUCCAUCUCUCCUUCUUGUCCAUUAUCAUACGCACCCUCCGCACCCCUCGCACCCCCACCAGCGCACGUUAGCACAGAGAGCCCAACCCCGAUGGCCACCUCUCGCCCUCCACCGCCGAAGCAUCUCGAUCUCGACCUUACGAUCGUCUCAGCCAAGCAUCUAAAGAACGUCAACUGGAAAAACGGCGACCUCAAGCCCUACGCGGUCUUCUGGGUCGACUCAGACCGCCGACUCGCCACCAAAUCUGACGACUCCGACACUCCCAAGCCCUUAGUCGGCACCCUACGGGUCCCACUCAAGGACCUGCCCGACCCGGACGACGCCACCCGAAUCCGCACCUUCCAGCUCGUCCGCCCCUCGGGCCGUCCACAGGGUAAGAUCCGCGUAAAGCUCGCCGUUCGAGAACGACCUCUGCCGCCAGAUUACCAUAUGACCCCUCCGCCCAGCUAUUUUUACUCAGGCGCCCCUAUGCCUCCCCCCUCUGUUCGUGACUACAGGUCAUACUCGCCGUCGCCGUACUCUUCUCUACAAGCUUCGGCUCCGACUCCAUCGGCUCCCCCCCCCCCGCCCCCGCCGUGCCAUUACAGCUCGUAUUCCGAUCCCUACUCGAGUUACUAUCCGGCGUACUACUCCAGCGCCCCACCUCCGCCUCCACCGAGGCCUUGGCCACCAGGUUACAGUGGGCCGGGUGGUCCUGGCGGGCCUGGCGGGCCUUCCGCACCACUGGACUACUCGAAUUAUGAUCAGAAGCCCAAGAGUGGGAAGAUGGGGCUGGGCACGGGAUUGGCUGUGGGCGCAGUGGCAGGAGGUAUAGGUGGACUGGCAUUGGAUGAGGGAUUGAGGUACGAAGAAGAUAAGAUUGCGGAGAGGGUUGAGAAUGACUUGCGUGAGCGUGACGAUUACAGCAACUAUCGUGCCGAUUAUUGAUUGAUUGAUUCAAUCGGAGGUUGAGGUAUGGUUUAAUGACUAAAGCGCAAUGUUAAUUUGCGGUUUAUCGGUGUAUAUGUAUAUAUAUUUUAUGUGGAAUUUGAUCUAAGCUUGGCGCUUAUGGAUGUUUGGUUGAAGUAAGACAAGAGUUUAAUGUUAAAUCAGUGUUUUAUUAUGGAAUAAAUAUUGGUUUGUUAUUAAUGAAUUUCAUGUGGAGCUUGUAAUGUGUU